AUGCGCUUUCGAUUUUGGGAAGCCAGUUUUUCAGUCUAUCCUAAUACUGAUACUUUGACUAACGGAAGAUUAAUCUAUGAAUACAUCAUCAAUAAUUUGCUUCCGUUGUGGAGGAAGUGUUGUCAUUGUUCCAAGUGGCGUCAAAUUCCUAUACAGUCCAGUUAUGGCCUUGGUUUAAUAAAAAACGAAUUUGUUUGUUCCUCGAUUUCAAGAAGGGUAUCUUGUGACGACCUUGAAGAUCUGCGGGUCGCUGCGGUUCCCCAAAACUUCCUUCAGAAUAAAUUCAACCCACACUUUUCUGGACUCCUUCUUAAAAGUCCUCUCACUUUUCUAUGUUUUAAAUAUCCUCCACUGCUAUUGGGUAUUGCACCGCCAGAACUACUUAUUGAUGAGGAUUUUGAUCAGUCUUCUGAAUUUUUAAAAAGAUUUGUCGAAUUUCGGGUGCCAUUCUCAGAACCUCGGGAUGAACACUGUCUUCCCGGAGUAUGGAAUCCUAUAUCCUGUUUUCGAUGGGAGACAACGACAUAUCCUAACCUUAUGCAGUACGGGCGCUUAUACCAGGCUGUGAGAAAUACCAUAAUAUACCUGUGGAAUUCGAACAAAUUUGAUAUGAUUACCGCGGAGAAAGUGGCAACGUUUAUAUUCAUUCGCGGAUUGAUACGAAUUAUUAUUGUUGAUGAAUGGCUUCCCAAUCUUAUCUCACAUUUUACGGAUCGGUGUCUUAUUAACGUGGGCCGCUGUAUAGAACCAAAUCAGGCAGGCGAGGAAAUCGAUCACAGAUAUGUAAUCGUCGGACCUAUUGAUCUUAAAUCUACCGCUGUCUACCGCCAGAUAAUCAACAGUCUCGAAGUCCGAGGUAUGAAUGAGAGGAGUUCAGUACUAUACUCCACUCUCCCUAAGCUACCGCCAACUCCUGAAUUCAGUUCAUCCUCCUUCACUGAACAAUUAAUGGUUCCUAUAAGUAUCUUCGAUUUCCCAAUCUCUAAUCAUGUGGUCUCUCCAAUCAACAAUUACGCCAUGAUAUUUGCGAAACAGAUGAACCUACCUACUAAACCUCAAGAAUUGCCAGUUUUAUUCCAACGCGGGGCUGACGGCACAGUUCGAAUAUACCCAGACCAUCUGGAAAAAUCUCGGUCUCUUGUCGAUCGCCUCUUUUACAGCACAAUUAGAGCGUAUCAGCUGGAAGAAUCGCCUGAAUCCAACUCCAUUCAGGGCCUACUGGAUGCUCGCUUCGCUGCUUUGAUACUAGAACUCGAUACCCCAAUGGAAUUGCCUGUUGAUCUUCGUUUAAUUGAAUAUUGUUACGCCUGCAUAGAGGAACGUCUGACUGAACUCAUAUUAUCCAGUCAGGAUAAGGUCUGCCCGAAAACUCCUUUCCUGGAUGAUUUAUCACCUUUGGAUUUCAGCAGUUAUCUCCAAUCUAAAGGACCUAGUUUCUAUCGUUACGUCCUUAAAAUUCUCAGUAACCACUAUGCACCGCAGGAAUUUAUUGAACCCGGCGCUUUUUCGUCCAUCACAAGGGGACUCGGACCUAAUAUGGAGGUUGGGAAUACCGUGCAUUCUAUAAUUGCAACACCUGCACUUUUUACCCUAGUUAGUAAUGAUACUGAAUUGCACAAAACUGAAUCAGUGGUUGUAACUAUCCCUACUUCACGAAUAAAGCUUAUUUUCUGUGACAGUCCAACAGAAGAGGCACUCAAAAGUCACCAAGAGGAGCAGAAAUCGGAAAAAUUACAGAUAUUCUUGCCUCACAAUUUCCGGGUCUCCAUGCCAGCAAGGUAUGAGGUUGAAAAUCCGACUCCUGUUUGUUCUCCGUCCUCUAAUAUCCUGGUGUAUAUGUCUGUGACUUUAAUGUAUGAAGAACCUUGGUGGCGUCCAUUACUGUAUACAGCAGGAACAUGGGAGAAAAUGAAUAUAUGCUAUCAGUCAAUAGAUUUGGAUGAGGUUCCAUUUGAAUUUUCUGAGGCACCAAAGUUUUUUGCCUUCGUUCCAAAGAGCAGGAAGGAUAGAGGACUUUGUCACUACUUCAAAGAUAUUUCUCCGCCGGACUCAAGUUGCGGUAUAAUUCAGACCUGUAUUAUCGGCAGUAAUCUUCGCAACGACUGGGCGAACAAUGAUAUCGACUGCGCGAAUCUCGUCGACAAACAACUUAAGCACACGUUGGCUACAAAUGCUCGCAGGACAGGAAUCUUGUUGGAAUAUUACGUGAAACGUCUUUAUGCACCCACCUCUGUUAAUGAUGCUAACAGCACUCCUGAAGUGGAAAUCAGGUCAGCGAAUCAGGACCUCCUUGACAAGACUCGGGCUGUCGGUGUCAAUAUAGGCAGUUCUGAUGGUGUACAUCUUAUUGAUUCAGAGUUUGUAAUCAAGGAGGAAUGGUGGCGAAUGCUGUCUGAACAGGCCUCUAUUCAUUUGCUGCCGGAGCUGGCCACGAUGUGUGGUUUGACCAAGCCUAUCCAGAACGAGUUAUUUGCUCUGGAUGUUCUCUCUAGAGAAGUUCUCACAGGACUCAAAUGGUCCAAGUAUGUGUUGGGCAAACUAAUGUCCAAUGAAAAAUCCCAUGGAAACUUUCUGUCGACUGAUUCUGUGUGCGAGGAGUUGAUCACUUUUGAAGUAAACCAGGAGCCCGAAAAUAAAGCCUCUAAUGGUGCUGGGAUUGAAUCGCCUCAGAAACGUUCUCUUUCACCCUUAUUGGAGGUCGAGGUGGCAUCAAAAUGCUGGCGUGGCGACGAAGUUAGUACGAAAUAA
Molecule: messenger RNA, 2748 nt
Organism: Rodentolepis nana
Lineage: Eukaryota; Metazoa; Platyhelminthes; Cestoda; Cyclophyllidea; Hymenolepididae
Source: the annotation of a GenBank genome assembly